AUGUCUGAUUUUUACAAGUUAUGUCCAUUUGUUAGAAAAAAUGAGCCGUUUCCUUUCACCAAUUUAAAAGGCAAAGUUGUCCUGAUUGUGAACGUUGCAUCGAAGUGUGGAUUUACUCCUCAAUAUGAGGGACUGCAAGAAUUGUAUAAAAAAUAUAGAGAACAAGGUCUAGUUGUACUUGCAUUUCCCUGUAAUCAGUUUGGUGCUCAAGAACCGGGAACAGACGAUCAGAUUAGCGAUUUCUGCAAGAUAAACUUUGGAGUUACAUUUCCGGUUUUGCAAAAAAUUGAUGUUAACGGCAGUGAUGCUAGUCCAGUUUAUGAAUUUCUGAAAUCACGAAAGCCUGGACUGUUGGGAUUCAAAGGCGUUAAAUGGAACUUUGAGAAAUUCUUGGUUGACAGAAACGGUAAAGUUGUCUCCAGAUUCACUUGUUUCACCGUACCAUCGAUGAUAGAGCCUGCUAUUUUGGAGCUCCUGUGA
Molecule: messenger RNA, 480 nt
Organism: Zygotorulaspora mrakii
Lineage: Eukaryota; Fungi; Ascomycota; Saccharomycetes; Saccharomycetales; Saccharomycetaceae
Product: glutathione peroxidase
Exons: 1
Coding region: 1-480 (159 amino acids)
Biological process (GO): response to oxidative stress
Molecular function (GO): glutathione peroxidase activity
Source: RefSeq, a predicted model, not a curated record